Pomacea canaliculata is the source of this 1297-nucleotide messenger RNA. RefSeq lists its product as uncharacterized. NCBI's taxonomy places the organism in Eukaryota, Metazoa, Mollusca, Gastropoda, Architaenioglossa, Ampullariidae. Gene Ontology annotation, cellular component: mitochondrial crista junction; MICOS complex. The coding region runs from base 112 to 477 and encodes 121 amino acids. Gene Ontology annotation, biological process: cristae formation. The record is from RefSeq and is a predicted model, not a curated record. The transcript has 4 exons.
ACAAGAUCUAUGCACAUCGCCGUUCAUCACAGCCUCCUGACGUUGAAAAAAAUAAAAUUUAUACAAGUCGACUGCUGACAAAUCUUGUAUAACUGAAUAAAAACUAGUGAAAUGCAUAUUUCUUCGAUCAUAGCAUUGACUCUGAAGAAGAUUCUCAGCGGACAAGCAGUGAUAAAUCUUGCCAAAGUCGGUGUGGGUGCAGGAGCUAUAUAUGUGACUAUACAACAAGGAAUAUGGAGCACAGAUACUAAACAAGGAUACCAAGUGCUGAAUAGCGUCAGGUCAUCUGUGCUGCCUACAGCUUCAGAAUAUGUGUCUAAAAUACCAUCAGCAGAGCAAAUGUGCAUAUCUGCUACUCAAACUUGGAACAAGGGUGUGACAAAAGUGUUUGAGGGUGUCGCAGAGGUGCCAGAGUAUGGGAAAAAAGUUGUUACAUACACAAAAGAUUCCGUGUGUCAACUGGUGCGGGGCAAGUAGCACUCUGAUUGCUACCUUUCAUCAGAUGUAGCCUGCUUUGGAAUCAAAAAUCACUUUGAUUUCAUAAUUUUGGAUUUUGAACUUUCCUGAAUUUCGACAGAAAGAAUGUAUGUAAAUGCAGUGUUAUCACCUAUGCUUCAUUAUUCUUCUUGUUUUCGCAACAGAUAAAAAAUGAAUUAAUGCAUGCAUGCAUGUAUGAUUUUGUGUGUGUGUGUGAGAGAGAGAGACAGCAUGAGAGUAUGUGUGGGUGAAAGGUUUGUUUGUGUAUGUUUAUGAUUGUUUGCAUGCAUGCAGUAUACUUAAUGAAUUCCUUAAGAAACUGUGACAUGUUAAGGGAACUAACUCCGCUAUUCACCUUUAUCAGUUUUUGUAUUCAGAACCUAUAUAAUUCUAAUCUGCCAGACCUUUAAACUGUUAUAUUUUUUUUUACUCAAAAGAAAUAUUCCUACUUCAGCCAGCCAUGUGGAAAAAAAAUUUAAUGAGAUAGGAUAAUUAGCAUUGCCACAUGUAGAACAUUAAUAAGAAAUCUGGUAAAAAGAUUUAAAAAUGUGUUUAUCAAAGAACUUUUGAUGAAUGGUAGUGAUAAUUGGUGAACAUUAUAAAAAUUGAUUUUGAUGCUUUAUGCACAUAGGCCAUUUUAUUUUUAGUUCUUGUUUCUGCUAACUUUCAAGAGUAGUAGUCUACUUGGUAUAAUGUAUCAUUAUGACACCUGUGUUUUUCACUCAUUGAUUACCUAUGGGAUGGUUGAUUAUGAAAUCAAGUGAAGUGUUUGGAAUUUAGGUUAUGUUUUGACAGAAAUGAAGCUCUUGUUGCAGACGUG